AUGCCUUUGCUGCUGUCGAAGCGUCGGAGCAUGCAGCACCUCACGCCCGCCAAACCCCCCGACAGUAGCAGCAGGCAUCACCACGACACCGCAUCCUUGAGGCCCAAGAGCGCCAGCAAUUUGGCGCCUGCCGACCCAAAUAUCGACCACAGGCCCGUGAGCGAACAUGGCCCUUCGUCACGUUCCAUUUCGCGCCUCUCGCACGAGCUCCACCCGGACGACAUCCCUGACGACCCGCCAAAUCACCACCAUGCCGCUCCCCAGCCCAAGCGAUUCAGCCUCAUGAACCUGCGCCGCAAUUUCAGUGAAAGUCACCUCGCUGCCAGGGCUCGAAUGGACGACCAGCCGAUCCAAGAGGAGCUGCCGCCCAUACCAGCGGUGACGGCAGAGGGCGUGGUGCCGACCAUUGUCAAGACAGCACCCACCAUGGACCAUGCAGCAGAUGCACCGGCGCAACAUGUCGAGGUGGAGGAGCAGAGAACGCCGCGCCCAGGCCUGUUCAAGAGGGGGUCAUCUAGAGGUCGCGUGUCGCCUCACAAGGAUCCCAGGAAGAGCAGCGACGAGAAGAGGGCCGAAAAGAAGAGCAGUACGUCUUUGCGAUGGAGGAGAGGGAAGAACAGUGGGCUUGAAGACUUGCAUCGCAUGUCCACCUACCACAUCCAGAACCAGUCCAACCAGAAUCAGUCGGCGCCUCCCUCAUACGGCGACGAAUCCAACUCUGCACUUGCUGUUCCCGUAGGUCAGCUGGCUGACCCUCGCUUUUCAGAAUCGUCCCGCUCAGAUGGCAGCAACGGCAGUUCUGGGGACGGCCACAUCUACGGCUCAACAACCACCACGACGCAUACCGUAUCCACGCAUACUACCUUCUUCAGACUACCCCGGCGCAAUAAGAACCGCAACUCGCUAUUCCCCCUGCCAGUGAAGCUUCCACCUCCCGAGCAAUCGCAGCAGCAAGCCCAACAAAGCCCGGCGACACCACGCGCAUCUACACAAUCCAAUAGGCCUGAGGAGCAGGGCACGCCGACGAAUGAGCAGGGGCCUCAGGGCACGUUACAAAGACGGCAUACCGCAACAAGCCCCGUUAAGUUUCGAGGCCAUUCGCAAUCAGCCCCUUCACCAAAUGCUGCGUUGGCGAAGAGCUCGCUAUCUUUUGCAGAGCCUGGCAUGAAUCUGUUCCGCGCCAGCUCAGAACGAUCGCUGAAUUCCUGCACGUCGUCACCACUGCAGCCGCCAAUGCGGCGAGGCACGCGCGGCAGAUCGUCCACCAACAGCUCAUGGAGAAGUUCCCACGAUGUCGAGACACCCCCAGCCCUUUCGGCCAGCGGGAGGAAUUCCACAUCCACGACCGGAAGAUCGAGCUUUGGUGGAUUCCUUACACUGUCGCGCUUUCGCCAGGGUUCUGAACCUCAUUCUCCUCGUCAUGGAUCUCCUGGAACCAACAGCAAGUCCAAUUCGUUUGCCAUUAGUCGUGAGGCGCUCGUGAUACCGGAACGAGAAGAAGGCGACACCCCUGGCAAGUACCUGGAGCGACUGGAAUCGGCAGUGUCUCGUAGUGUGAUUGCUGGCAUUCUUUCCAAGUCUGGAGAUUCUUUUGCGAUCGCAGUGCUCAGAAGCUAUACCAGAAGAUUCGCCUUCUUUGGCGAACCGAUAGACAUGUCUUUGAGAAAGUUCCUGCUGGAAGCCGAGCUGCCCAAGGAGACCCAACAGGUGGAUCGCGUGAUCCAGGCCUUUGCAGAUCGGUACCACGAGUGCAACCCUGGCGUCUUCCUCAACUCAGAUCAGGCUUAUGUUAUUGCGUUCUCCAUCAUGAUGCUGCAUACGGACGCCUUCAACAAGAACAACAAGCACAAGAUGCAGAAGCAGGACUACAUCAAGAACACUUCUGGCCAAGGGCUCUCCGACGAUAUAUUGAGUUGCUUCUUCGACAACAUCUGCUAUACUCCCUUCAUACACUUUGACGAGGACGUCGAUAUCAACGGGCAGAAAGUUCUGCCGUUCAAGCCGAAGAAGUCAGGCCACAAACUCAAGACGGCCAUCCCUGGCGCAGAUGUGGUGACCAAGAAACCUUCAGGACCGCUCGAUCCCUACAAUCUCUUGGUAGAGUCGAAGCUUGACACUCUCAGACCAGCUUUAAAGGACACCAUUCUUCUCGAUGAUCCGUACGACUACCGUGGAAGCCAGGGUGACCUGGAUGCGCAAUACCUUAAUAGGGCAUUCACGCAUACGGGCAUUCUCCAAAUCGUUUCUGCGAGAUCCAGACCGGCUGCCUACGAGAGCCAAUUUGCCAACGGUAACCCGACUGCGAUGGAGACGCAGCAGGGCAUUGUGGAUUUGAAGAUCACAAAAGUAGGCACAUUGUGGCGAAAGUCUGCCAGAAAGAAGAAGGCGAGGAGUCCAUGGCAAGAAUGGGGUGCUAUCCUCACAGGCUCGCAGCUGUACUUGUUCAAGAACUCGCAUUGGGCGAAAGGACUCAUGCAUCAGUUCAUGCAGCAUCAACGACCUGGGCAACCUCGAACACCAGUAGUCUUCAAGCCUCCGCUACAGGACUUCAAGCCGGACGCGCUCAUCAAAACAGACAAUGCAGUUGCGCUUGUGGACUCUACCUACACACGACACAAGAAUGCUUUCACUUUCGUUAGACCAGGCGGCCAGGAAGAGGUCUUGCUGGCCGAUAAUGAGCAUGAACUGACGGAUUGGUUGGGUCUGAUCAACUAUGCAGCCGCAUUUCGUGCAGCCGGUGUCAGGAUUCGAGGCAUGGUAGGCGGAAAUGAAGAGGACUUGCGGAACAAAGACGUUCGACGGUUGGAGUCCACAGCCUCCACCAGGUCGAUUCAGACGCAAACAGGCGAGAUCACAAUACAGAAUCGUGGACUGACUCCACAACUACAGAGACAGGUCAUGGCGGCAAGAAGGCAGAUCAUGGUGCAUAAGAUUGCAGAGAUCGAGAAGGACAUUACAGAUGCUAACAGACAGCUGGAAAACAUGCUCCGGAACGCACGACAUCUGCUGGUACUGGCGCCUCUUGCUCAGAAGACGAGAGAGGACGUCAUCCAUGCGGCAGCCCGAGCGGACGCCAUGAUCAAGUGGCUGAGGCGGGACAUCUGGCGCAUGAAAUGUCAUCGCGACAUUCUGGCCAUGGAUGUCAGGCUGGAUGGACUAAGCGCGAGUGAUUUGGAGAAGCUCGCACAAGAGCAGGCGACGCCGAACGAGCCUGAGUCGGCCAAGAAGGAGAAGCCGAAGGUUCUGUCAAGACUGAGCUCUUCGAAGGCCAAUAUUGUGAAGAGUCCGCCGCAAAGCCCGACGAUCUUCCAAACACCGGGUAGACCUUCCACAGGCGACACGUUCAAAGGCAACGAUGUCUUCCGCACGCCACCUGAGUCUGUCACUCCGCAGAGAGAAGACCCGUUCCGUCUGCCUCCGCUGAGUCUGGACACGAGUGCUCAAAACGAGCAUCGCCCAUCGGUGACGAGCACGCUUUUGUCUGCUUCGCCGCGUGUUGGUGGAGGUAGCUUGACACACUCGUCGUCUGCGUCGAGCAUCCUCCAGGUUCAACGCACUCAUUCGAGCCUCCAACCGGAUAGUACAGUACAGCGACCAGACACUGCAUCCGAGCCUGCUGUUGACGAACGAGAGCUGCGACUACUCGCCACAGCAACCAUGGGCCCUGCGCAGACGGAAAUGACGCCAAGAGCAAUUGAGGGUCCUGCAGGUCCUGCAGCAAACAGGUCGCCCGAGAGCAAGCACAAAGGCGUCAGGCGAAGCUUGCAGAAGACUCUUCGCGAGGCACACGGCCACCAUCACCACAGCACGCACAAGCACCGUCGUAACAAGGACAGUGACAGUACGGUUCGGUCUGGCGGUUUCGAUGAUCGAGACUUGGACGAUGCCACACCUGGCCUUCAACGCGAGAAGCCACGCUUCAUUUUGCAUGGAAAGCAGGCGUCUGUGGUGCAAUUUGGAGGUGACUGGGAAAGGAUGAAGCUCCGGCGAGAACAGUACGGGCAACAGCACCCAUCUUCGCCAUCCCAGGAACAGAGAGAUGCCGCUUACGAGCGUCGCCGAUCUGAGCAGCACGAACUCCUCCGAGCUGGCAUGACAUCUCCAGUGGUGCAGGAAUUCCAACGCCACGGCAGCAUCACCGAAGAUGACGACGAUAUCGCGAGUGUGGUGUCAGAGGGCACGCGCAGCUUUAGGGAAGACGCCGAAGCCGCUGCAGCAUACUCGUCGGCAGCCGAGGGAGGACCUUCGGCAUCGCCCAUGCGAAUGUCCUCCGGAGACGACGACGGCGUGACCACAGAUUCAGAGUAUUUCGAUUUGUCCACCUGGGACCCUGACCAAGGGCGCCGAACCACCAUCAUAGGACCCUCCUCCGAGCCCAUAUUGCAAAAUGCCAGCGCGAAGAACAUGCUGCGACACAGACGCUACAGCAGUCUUGAAAAGGGCGAAGACGGCAACGUCGAGAUUGUCGACCAUGAUGACUCGGACGACGACGAGGCACACAGUCCUACGUCGUCCAAGUCGAAGAGGAGAAGCAAGGCGAAGCGACAAACUGUCAUCGGCCCUACCACCCAGGUCGAGAUUUCCACAGAUGGGUUAUGGAAUGGCGUUAGCGAGAACGGAAAAGGAAAAGGAAGGGAAAAUAUUGCGGCUUCUUCUUCAGCGGAGGCGUCUACUUCUCACCGCGAGAUUCAUUCCAGGGGUUCCGCAUCCGCCGGAGCGGCUUCUUCUUCGGCGGAUGUCGAUGUUGAUGAUGUUGAGGAGGAUGAGAGAGGGUUUGUCAAUCCCAUCUCUGAUGAGGAGUUGAGGUUGAUGAGCGCGAGUUUGAGGGCUGUCAAGACGAGAUAA
Zasmidium cellare ATCC 36951 is the source of this 4845-nucleotide messenger RNA. RefSeq lists its product as uncharacterized. Lineage: Eukaryota; Fungi; Ascomycota; Dothideomycetes; Mycosphaerellales; Mycosphaerellaceae. Gene Ontology annotation, molecular function: guanyl-nucleotide exchange factor activity. The record is from RefSeq and is a predicted model, not a curated record. The coding region runs from base 1 to 4845 and encodes 1614 amino acids. The transcript has a single exon. Gene Ontology annotation, biological process: regulation of ARF protein signal transduction.